Molecule: messenger RNA, 1111 nt
Organism: Papaver somniferum (opium poppy)
Lineage: Eukaryota; Viridiplantae; Streptophyta; Magnoliopsida; Ranunculales; Papaveraceae
Product: protein O-linked-mannose beta-1,4-N-acetylglucosaminyltransferase 2-like
Exons: 2
Molecular function (GO): glycosyltransferase activity
Source: RefSeq, a predicted model, not a curated record
UUUGGUCUUUCAGCUAUACCCUCCGAAUUAAACACUGUAGAAAGGAAGGCUGACAUCAUUGCACCGCAACAACGCCAACCUUCAGAAGCAGCAUUACCAGUAUUGCAACUCAUAAGCUGCGACCGAACUCACAAACGGUAUGACAUAUGUUCUCUCAAUGGCCCAACAAUCAUGGACCCAACAAAGUCGACUUUUCACGUAUUGGAUUCGUCCUCGACCACCUCAUCAUUGACAGUGUCGCAAAAAAUUCGUCCUUACCCAAGGAAAUGGGAAACUAACCUUGUAUGUUCUCAUAUAAAAGAGCUCACUCUCCUUGCUACUUCUUCAUCUCAGUUGGAAAACGUUCACUGCGAUAUCCACCACCGAAACCCCGCUCUUGUAUUCAGUUCAGGAGGUUAUACAGGAAAUCCGUACCAUGAUUUCGAUGACGGAUUCAUUCCCCUCUUCAUCACUCUUCGAACGGCUUACCCUUCUAGUGAAGAACAGCCUAUUCUUGUCAUCUCGAAAUGUGAAGACUGGUGGCUCAGCAAGUAUUCAGAAUUACUUGAAAUGUUCUCUCCUUACCCGAUUAUCAAUCUUGAUAACGAAACUUCAACUCAUUGUUUUCCAUCCGCAACUGUCGGCUUAAUAUCUCAUGGUUUCAUGACCAUUGAUCCCACAUUGUUACCCAACCCUGAAACGUUACGUGAUUUCCGAGCCUUACUUGAAAGUGCAUAUGCCAAAACAGGUCUUCAAACUAAUCCAACUAUCUCUGCAUUGUCAGCUUCAACACCAACACCCCGACCUCGUUUGUUAGUUGUGAGUCGCACCGGUGAAAAUGUUGGCCGGGUCAUGUCGAACCAAGCUCAAGUAGUAUUACUAGCGAAGGAGAUUGGUUUUGAUGUGACGGUUUUCGAGCCAACCAAAUUUACUUCUGUAACUGAAACUUACAGGUUGAUUAAUAGCGCUCAUGCAAUGAUGGGUGUUCAUGGAGCUGCAAUGACAAAUUUACUGUUUCUUCGGCCAGGAUCAAUUUUUAUGCAAGUUGUGCCGAUAGGUACAGAUUGGGCAGCAGAACAUUUGAGAAAAGCUUAUAAGAAGGCUAAGAAGUUCAUGGAUAAGGUGGGAUAAA